AUGAUGCCAUCUGUUGCUCAUGCUCAAUCGACAUUAUUCUCUACAUUGUCAGUAACACCAUCCACUCAUUAUCAUCAUUUUUAUCAAGAAUAUUUUCGUUGUUCACAAUGUACACAUGAUUUUGAUUGUGAUCUAUGGAAACCUGUGACACUUAUAUGUGGUCAUACAAUAUGUCGACUAUGUUCAAAACAACUGUCAGAUAAAUGUCCAGUAAUUAUGAGUAAUCAGCAACAACAACAGUGUAAUACAUUGAUUGGAAAUAUUGACCAUUUAUACGUUAAUUAUCCACUAUUGAAAUUACUUAUGGCAAAUACAAAGAUAGAUAACAUUUUAUUGAUUUCUCAAAGUAUCGAUAUGGAAUAUCGAAAUUGUCCGUUGUACGAACAAUUAGAUGAAAAAUCAAAAUCAAGUUUUAUUUUAACACAACAAUUAUUAGUAGUAGGCAAGAAUCGUGUAAGAUUGAAAUUUAUAAGUGAGAGAAAAAAAAAUGAUCGAAGAAGUUGUAAACACGUUUU
Didymodactylos carnosus is the source of this 515-nucleotide messenger RNA. The record is from the annotation of a GenBank genome assembly. NCBI's taxonomy places the organism in Eukaryota, Metazoa, Rotifera, Eurotatoria, Philodinida, Philodinidae.